Messenger RNA from Ipomoea triloba (trilobed morning glory), 3975 nucleotides. RefSeq lists its product as uncharacterized. NCBI's taxonomy places the organism in Eukaryota, Viridiplantae, Streptophyta, Magnoliopsida, Solanales, Convolvulaceae. Bases 1 to 3975 code for a protein of 1324 amino acids. The record is from RefSeq and is a predicted model, not a curated record. The transcript has 3 exons. Gene Ontology annotation, molecular function: RNA-DNA hybrid ribonuclease activity; nucleic acid binding.
AUGAAUUGUCUUUUUUGGAAUUGUCAAGGUGCGGGUGGUCGGGAGUUCCACCGUGUCCUAAACAAUCUCAUCCAGACCCAUAAGCCCUCUAUUCUAGGCCUCGUUGAGCCUAAGGUCUCCGGAUCACAUGCGAAUUCUAUUUGUAUGAAAUUAGGCUACUCGGACUGGAUUCGGGUAGAGGCAGUUGGUUUUAGUGGGGGAAUUUGGGUCUUAUGGAAUGAUGCCCGUAAGAUUUCAGUUGUUUCCACUCACCCCCAAUUUAUUCUUCUAGAGGUUCGGGUGGUAAAUCAAGCUGACUGGCAUGUAGCAGUGGUGUACGGCAGCCCUACGCACCACCUCCGUCGUCGUUUAUGGACUGAGCUCUCUAUGGCUAAACAAGGUGUUUCGGGACCCUGGGUUGUUGCUGGGGACUUCAAUGCUGUCGUGAGUCGAGACGAAACCAGCAACUACAACUCUUUUUCAUCUCAACGCUGCUCUGAUUUUGUCGAUUGGAUAGCGAAAGAAGGACUCGUUGACAUGGGUUUUAACAGUCCAAAACUCACUUGGUCGAGAGGCAACUCUACUGGGUCGGCAAAAGGGGCCAGGUUAGACAGGGUCCUAUGUAUCACCGAUUGGUGGAAUUGCUUCUCCGACGCCACUGUCACCCACCUACCUAGGCUCUCAUUGGAUCAUACUCCGAUCCUGCUCCAGGUGCUCAGACGUGAAGUUACUAGGCGCUUGCCUAAGUUUAGAUUCCAGGCAGCAUGGUUAACAAAUAAGGGUUUGAGGGAUGUUAUUCAGUCGACUUGGGAUUCUGAUCAUCAUUUCAUGGACAAUAUUCCACGGAUGGCCGAGACUCUGGGAUGGUGGAAUAAAUCCACCUUCGGUAAUAUCUUAUAUAGAAAAAAGAACAUCCUUGCACGUCUCGGAGGUGUAGAUUGGAUUACCUCGGGCGAUAGGAACACCGCAUAUUAUCAUGCAGCCACUACUAUAAGGAAAGCCCGGAAUACGGUUAAGAGCCUUAAGGAUGAUGCUGGGAAUUGGAUCACGCAGGCCGAUCACCUCCAGAAUCAUGUUAGGGACUACUUUAUUACACUGUUCUCGGGAAAUGACGUGCCGCUUCGGCCAGUUGAGAGGAGAGGAGGUUUUCCGCAACUCCAAAAUACACGAUGGGAUGAGUUCGACAAGGUUGUUUCUAUUGCUGAGGUCCAUAAGGCGCUGACGAACAUAGAUCCAUUUAAGGCUCCUGGGCCGGAUGGAUUCCACGCCGCUUUUUAUCAACGCAUGUGGGAUGUUGUUGGGGAUAGUGUCUUCAAGCUUGUUAAAGAAGCGUUCGAUUCAGGUUCCUUGCCUCCCAGUCUUAAUGAUACUCUGUUGGUUCUUAUUCAUAAGAUUAAGUCCCCGGAGACUGUAAGACAAUUUCGGCCUAUUAGUCUGUGCAAUGUAAGUUAUAAAAUCAUCACUAAGACGAUUACUAAUCGCUUGAAAGGAAUUCUUCCAGACUAUGUGGGCCCAUAUCAAAGUUCCUUUGUCAAGGGCCGUCAAAUUUCGGACAAUAUUCUUAUCUACCAAGAAAUCAUGCACACAAUGCGUUCUAAAAAGGGGUCUACGGGGUUCAUGGCUAUUAAACUGGAUUUUGAGAAGGCUUAUGAUCGCCUUUCUUGGGAUUUCAUUCGCUCUACCCUAACGGAGAUAGGUUUUAACGAGAACUGGAUCAAACUCAUCAUGCACUGCAUUCAAACCCCUAGAAUGUCGCUUUUAUGGAAUGGUGAUACCCUACCCCAAUUCUCUCCGAGUCGGGGUAUACGUCAAGGGGAUACCAUGUCCCCGGCCAUCUUUGUUCUCUGUAUGGAACAGCUAAGUCAGUUGAUAGAAGGUAGAGUGCUGGAAGGUGUUUGGAAAGGAAUUAGAUUGUCCUCUUCUGGACCUCCCCUUUCCCAUCUGUGCUUCGCGGAUGAUCUUAUUCUCUUUUCGGAAGCAUCUCCGGAUCAGGUGGAAGUCAUUCGUGAUAGUCUUGAUCGGUUUUGUGACGCUUCUGGUCAAAAAAUUAGCUAUAAAAAAUCGCAGGUGUUUUUCUCAAAAAAUGUUGAUCCUGCUGUUGCUUCUCACAUUGCCAACAGUUUGAAUUUGGCCAAAACUGAGAAUUUGGGUAUAUACUUGGGUGUGCAGUCCGCACAUGGGCGUACCACAAAACAUGAUUUCUCUAGUCUUCUUGAUCGGAUCAAGGGGCGCAUGGAGGGCUGGAAAACAAGAACGUUGUCACUAGCGGGCAGAAUCACUCUCGCUAAGUCGGUGCUCAAUUCUAUUCCGACGUAUGCCAUGCAAACUGCUGUGCUUCCUGCAGGGGUGUGUGCUGAGAUAGAGAAAUGUACCAGACGUUUCAUAUGGGAAGGUAAUAUGUCGGAAGGCACCCAAAACAAAUUGAGUCUGGUGAAUUGGGAUACUGUUACGAAACCCAAGGUCGCGGGAGGGCUUGGGAUUUUUAAAGUUCAUGAGAUGAAUAUGGCCUUCAUGGCCAAACUAGGUUGGCGUUUGCAAAAGGAGCGUGAUACCCUCUGGGUCAGAACCCUCACGACUAAGUACUCGGAGUCUGGAUGUCAUAGCCGGGCCGGAGUUAGACGCGGUAGUUUCUCGAACGCAUGGAAAGGAAUCCUCGCAGCACAGUAUAUUGUACAAGCUGGCAUGACCAAGGUGGUUCGUGGUGGGCGUCAAACGAAUUUUUGGAUGGACAAGUGGAUUGACUAUGAACCUUUGAACCGUUUCUUGCGGAUGCCUUUAAGUCUCUCGGAUUUAUAUGUCAAGGUCCGUGACUUGUGGGAGGAGGGGCGAGGCUGGAAAUGGGAGCUCUUUACCGACUUGCUUCCGGAAAAUAUUAUGUCCAAGCUUCAUGGUUUCGUUCUCUCUAGGGAUCCAGAGUGUGACGAUGAAGUUGGUUGGGAUCUCGACCCUAACGGAGACUUCUCUAUUAACUCAGCCUAUGCGUCGAUCACCCCCACCACUGGGUCAGGCACCCAGGAAGACUGGUUACGAAUUUGGAAGCUCAAAGUACCUAACAGGAUCUGUGUGUUUAUCUGGCUUGUUCAGCAUGGGCGGAUUUUAACAAAUGUUGAACGAGCAAGACGCCAUAUCACUUCUAAUACUUCGUGUUUAUCCUAUGCAGGGCAUUCGGAGGACUGCGAACACUUAUUCAGACAUUGCGUGGAAGCAAGAGCGAUUUGGAGUGCUGCAUAUGGACCGACCCUGGACGCUUAUCUUCGACAGCUCGGAUGGAGGGAGUGGCUAACAGCCAAUUUGCUAGGCGAUAAGCGCAUGGAUUUUGCGAAAGGAUGGCCAGAGCGUUUUUCUAUCCGCCUUUGGUGGAUUUGGAAAUGGCGAAAUGAUAAGGUGUUCAAUGCUCGAAGUAUGCCUAUGGACCAAAAGAUCAGAUGGAUUGCGGCACAAGAAAGUGAGAUACAGACUGCUUUCUCCAAAGUUGGGCCACCAGGAUCGAGUGCAAUCCGGACUACUACCAUUCAGGUUUCUUGGCAAAAACCAAGCGUGGGCUGCGUGAAAGUCAAUGUUGAUGGCAGCUGGUCGUCCGCCACUGGAAGGGCUAGCUGUGGGGGCGUUAUCCGAGAUCAUGAUGGCAAUUGGAGGGGAGGCUUUGUUGCAAAUACUGGAAUCUGCUCCAUCGACGCGGCUGAGACCUGGGCUGUGUGUGACUCACGAACUGUGGUGGAUCUUUUGGAUAAUCCUACCAUCUCACGAGGUGGAAAUACCAAUCUCAUCGACCGAUGCCGUGCGGAGUCUAAUAAGUUUCAUUCGGUGGAAUUCCGCCACGUGUUCCGGGAACAGAACAGAGUAGCUGAUGCUCUUGCGAAGGAGGCCAUGUUGAGCCCGAGUGACAAUAUUGAGCUGCGUGCUGCACCGGAUGUGAUUAAACCCAUGUUGUAUGAAGAUAGCAUUGGAGUGCAGUUUAACCGCCGAGUCCUUAUGACCGGGGCAUCCUUUAAUUAG